Molecule: messenger RNA, 4620 nt
Organism: Hippocampus comes (tiger tail seahorse)
Lineage: Eukaryota; Metazoa; Chordata; Actinopteri; Syngnathiformes; Syngnathidae
Product: aryl hydrocarbon receptor-like
Exons: 11
Coding region: 562-3453 (963 amino acids)
Biological process (GO): xenobiotic metabolic process; regulation of transcription by RNA polymerase II; response to xenobiotic stimulus
Cellular component (GO): nucleus; aryl hydrocarbon receptor complex
Molecular function (GO): transcription cis-regulatory region binding; nuclear receptor activity; protein dimerization activity
Source: RefSeq, a predicted model, not a curated record
UGCCGGGUGUACCCGCCGGUGGAAUGCGCGCCCCCGCGGACCUCGCCACCGCCCCUCCCCCCGCCUUCACUGCAGCUUGCAUCCGGGCUGCUAAUUUUGCUGCACAGCUCCGAUGUUCGCGUCCAACAUGUCAAUUGUUUUUCAUAUUUGUUUCAGUUUUUUGAUGGGCGAACUUUUUAUUUUGCCAUUUUUAACUAGGAUGGAGCGCGCGCGCGUGUGCCUGGCCCGUGGUUUGUGACGGCCGCGCGUGGACGUGACAAGUUGAGCGUGUGUGCUCGGAACAAGUGCAUCUUUCCAAAUGGGACAACUAUUGUGGAUUAUCCCGACAAUUCUGAAGCAUUUUGGUGUAUUUUAAAGGAGCGAAAAAUCCGUCCAUUUGGGAGCUGUCUUCAACAGCCAGGCCUGCGGUUUCUUUCGAUUGUUUUUAUUUUAAAAAGAAAAUGUUUUUAAAGCGUUGAUUAGUCGGAAUAAAAACGGAAUAUUUGCGCUGGUCGUCCAUGUAGCGCAAGAAAAGGGCGCAGAGUGUUUGCGGCUCAUCGGGCUUACAUAAGCAGCAGCGUCAUGUACGCAGGACGCAAGAGGAGAAAACCGGUCCAGAGAGCGGUAAAACAGCCGCCCAAUGAGGGGGCAAAGUCCAACCCGUCUAAGAGGCACCGAGAUCGCCUCAAUGGGGAGCUGGAGAGAUUGGCUAGCCUCCUGCCAUUUCCCGAGGAGGUCACGGCCAGCUUGGACAAACUGUCCAUCCUGCGACUGAGUGUCAGCUACCUGCGAGCCAAGAACUUCUUCUCUGUCGCCCUGACGAACCGGGAGAGAGUCACUCCAGUCACCCUGAAUAAUGUCGACGGAAAAACAGCAGGAGCUGUAGAGGCCAAGAUACCUGAAGGAGAACUUUUGCUGCAGGCUCUCAAUGGGUUUGUCCUGGUCAUCACUGCCAGUGGUACCAUCUUCUUCUCCUCUCACACCAUCCAGGAUUACUUGGGCUUCCAUCAGACCGACGUCAUGCACCAGAGUGUAUAUGAGCUGGUCCAUACAGAAGACCAGCAGGAGCUCAGGAGGAACUUACACUGGGCGUUGAAUCCUCCUGCAGCACCAUCAGCCAUCAGCCAGGACUCUCCUCAAGAACUGGAACCGGAUAAUCACUCACCCUUAGUCACCUAUAACCCUGAGCAGCUUCCUCCGGAAAACUCAUCAUUCCUGGAGAGGAGCUUCGUGUGUCGCUUCCGCUGCCUCCUGGACAAUUCCUCUGGUUUCCUGGCGCUGAACUUCCAGGGCAGGCUGAAAUUUCUACACGGACAGAACCAGCGACAAGAAAACGGAGGAAAGGCACCAGCCCAGCUUGCGCUUUUUGCCAUCGCAACUCCUCUACAACCUCCAUCCAUCCUGGAGAUCAGGACCAAGAACAUGAUCUUCAGAACAAAGCAUAAACUGGAUUUUACACCGUUGGCUUGUGAUGCAAAGGGGAAGAUAGUGCUGGGGUACACAGAGGCUGAACUGCGGGUACGAGGAUCUGGUUAUCAGUUCAUCCACGCCGCAGAUAUGUUGUACUGUGCAGAAAAUCAUGUCAGAAUGAUGAAGACUGGAGAGAGCGGACUGACGGUGUUUCGGCUGCUAACCAAGGAAAAUCGCUGGAAAUGGGUGCAGGCCAAUGCUCGUCUGGCUUACAAAAAUGGCAAACCUGACUACAUCAUCGCCACCCAGAGGCCCCUUUUGGAUGAAGAGGGAGGAGAGCACUUGCGUAAACGCUCCAUGCAUUUACCCUUUACCUACGCUACAGGCGAGGCCUUGCUUUACCAGUCGAACCAUCCCAUUGCAGGCUUCAGAGAUGGCGUUUCUGAGAAGAACGGUAGUAAGUCAAAGAAGAGCCGGACUGACAGGUUGUUAAGAGAUGGUCUGGACCCGGGAUCACUGCUUGGGGCCCUCAUGAGCCAAGAUGAGUCGGUGUACGUUUGCCAGCCUGCCCUGGAUCCCAAAAUCUCCUUUCACAGCAGCUUCUUUGGAGACCAAAUGGGCUUCUCUGAUUCUAAAACCAGUUUGCACAGAAGCUGGGACACACCCAGCAAUGGUGAUGUGGAUCAAGGUAUCACAGAACCGGGCACCAGCUUUGACCCACUGCUUGCUACUCUGGACUCCCUCUCACUGGAAGGCCAAGGAGUCGUGGAUUCGGAAGAUGGCGGGUGUUCAAACGGGGAGUUAUUUGGCGCUCUGGAGGGUUUGGGGCUGAGCGCUGAGGAUCUUGAGCUUCUCCUAUUGGAUGAGCGGAUGAUUCGAGUCGAGAUAGACCCAGAGCGUGUGCCCACCUUGGAUGACCUACUAACGAAUGAUGAAAUUCUUUCAUACAUCUAUGACUCCAUUGAAGGAAAGACUGAUUCCGCAGACCAGAGAAUACAGGUGCCACCCUGCAAUCCCUCAGUGAGUGCAACAACGGGGUCGGUUUCGGAAAGCACUCUCACCUCUGACACAAAUGUGAAAAUGCAGUUUCCUCACCAUAAGCCUCCCGUGGCCGGGAAGGCUCCCAUCGUCCAGUUGUCGCAGCAGAUGCAAAAGCACCUCAGCAUGUGCUCAGGCAAAGGGGUACACAACUGGGGCCAUCAGAAUGACCAUUUGGCCAACAUCUUAGUCAACGGAGACCUGAUGGGGCAUGUCGAAGCUGCCCCCAACGGACAAUGGUCAGCCCAAGACAUUCUCGUGAAUGCAGGUAUACAAUUGGAACACAUAAACUCACAACAAACUGUUUUCAAUGGCAAGGCAUCGGAUCGAGACGGGGAACUGGAGCAACAGCAUGAAACCUACCUUCAGCAGCAGCAGCAGCAGUCCCUGAUCCAGAACCAGCUCUCGCAGCAGUGCCACGCCAAACAGAAAGCCGCCAACCGAAAUGGACUGUGUACCAACCCCAGCUCAGAGCACUCGGCAGUAAAAUCACAGUGGCAGGACUUUGGCUUCGGAGAGAGACUGGAUCCGUGCCUCAAUAACAGCCAAAAAACUCAUGCGGAAACAUCGUUAGAUUCCUGCAUGGAUUACAGCAUCCCCAACAUUGACAAUUCGGAUUACUCUCUUAACGGCGGUGGGUUGUUCAGGAGCAGCGCGAUUCAGCACAGGGCUGAGUCCACAGUUUCCUCAUUCCAGGGGAUUACCCAGAAACUGCAGCAGGAGCCGAUCCCAGUUCCUUUAGCUCAGGUCAUCUCCAGCCUGUCCCAGGGUCCGCCUCUGAAUGCCUCGCUGGAACAAAUCCUGGCGGUUGGCAAACCUUGUCAGCAGGUGGAUCAUUACAGCAUGGUGGCCUCGGACUUGCCUCGUGAACCCAAUCAUGGCAAGGUGGAGAAUGGCCACAUCCUGACGACAACAUCAUACCCAGCAGCAAUGACCAAUGGCACAACGCCCCCUGCUGUCCAGAUACCCUGCCAGGAGACUCUGCCUGGCCUCCCUGAUCCACCUGCCACUGGCUUCUACCUGUGACCAGUUGGCUCUGUGCUCCGCAAAUGGCCAGAGACAUGAACACGAACACACACACACACACACACACACACACACACACACACACACACACACACACACACACACACAUACACACACAAUGAAUGGACCAGCCUUAUAACACAGAGAUAACGAACAAAACGAAUAAAUGCUGUCCUUUUUUUUUUUUUUUUGGCCAAUGGGGGUUCAGCGAUCAUUGUAUUAUUUUUCAAGUUAUACUAUCAUAAGAGUCCUUUGUUUACAAUAAUGCAGUUAGAGAGUUAUGUGAAUGAAUCCAGAUGUGACAGAUGAUUCAGGGUUUUCUUUUAGAGAAGGAGUCGCAGAUGAACAAACAGGUUUGGAGUCGGUGUGUUUGUUUGCGCUUCAUGAAUGUACAGAAACACUCAAGCGGAAAAAGGGAGGGAGGCUUUAGCACUAAAUGCAACUUUUACUUCAUCCAUAUUUCCAUCAAAAAAAUCUGCGGUCCUUCCUGUUGAUGACGUACGUUCACCCGUCAGUUCUUAGAUACACCUGGACAAUCAAAUCCAAUAUAAAAGCUUUUUUUUUUUCAUGAUGCUCAGUUAUGAUUGACGUGAUGCAGUCAGGUUUUGGCUCGUUACUUAAGUCACUCUGUAAAAUUUGGAGAGGAUCGGACCAUGUUUUGGGGGAGGAUGUGGGUGUCACUAAAUAGGAAUACAUUUGUGCUACUUGCGGCACCACUAGAUUUAAUGUGAACGUUCACUCAAGUCCCGUCUCUCCCAACAUAGGGUAAAAAUGUCGCCAGAGUAGAAUGGCCACUUUAUAGGGUAUAGACCACCGCCAAAGUUGAACUGAUCUAAUUGGAUUUUAUUUGUAUACCUGCAUAGAUAUGUCAGAAAAUGCACCUCUGUACCAUAACUGAAUCGGUUAUUGCUUGCUUGUCUUUGCGACACCCCACAUCCCCACGACAAAGAUUCAUGGCAGUUGUUGAAAUCAUUGGCCUAAUCCAGACAAUAAACAUCAAAGAAAACAUCAUUUUAGCGGAGUUAACACUUGAGCAUGUUUCUAUUUAAGAAGGCAGACUUUUCUACAGCAUGUGCGGGUGUACCUAAUGAAGUGUCCCAGGGUGAGCGUCAUUUGGUUAUUUGCUUCACUUUCCGUCUCGAUGCUCCAAAAACAAACACAUUUUUU